AGUGUUAGGCCUUUAGACCUAUGCUGCACCCGAUUAAAUGGACUAUAUAUUUCGGCCUGUAGACUCAAACGCGAGCCAUUUUCUCGUUCUACACUUACGCCAAUGGAUCUGCUUCAGUACAUGGGUUCAAUGUCAGAACAAGACCGACUCGAGCUCAUCUCCCUAUUGAUAAAGAAAGGUGCCAGUGUCAGCAAACGUAAAGCCAAAAUACGCGUGUUUCAGCGAAGAACAUCAGACUCAGGCCUUUCGGCCAAGUUCAGUACUGCAUCACCUGUAGCCUCUGGCUGGCCGCUAGUUGCCCCGAGAUUCCAUGGACCGAGAUGCUGCUCCAACUGGGCGCUUGUGACACGUCUUGGAAAGAGCAUGGUGAAAGUUGUUUGCACAUGCUUCUCAAAAGCCACUACGAUGUAUCUGUCUAUUAUGCGCGGCGUUUUAUUGAGAUGGGUGCGGAUCCGUGCGAGCAAUCUCUUGUGCAACUUACUCUAUCGGGAUAUGACCUUCAAUCUUACUCUGGUUAUCACUGGAACUUGCUGCGACUUUUCUGCAAGCAUGGCGCUCGUUUGAGACUCGAUCCUCCAACAGUUGAUGAGGGGGGUUUUAAAAUGCCAAAGUGGCUGAGCCCAGGCUAUCACCCCCUCGUUUUUGCUAUUGAAAGUGCUCGAACCGAGAAAGCACGCCGCGGCAUUAUAUUUGCGUUAGACAAGAUAUAUGAAUCUCUUUCGAACUUUCCAGAGAUAGGCUACCAUUGUUUCGUGGCGGCCUCCCAUGACUUCGUCUAUCCUGGCGUCAUUCGAGCGCUGCUCGCGGCGGGCGUCCAAUCCACCAGUCUCGGACGAAGACGAGCCUCAAACGUUGUUGGGCGGGAUGAAUAUAUAAUAGAAAAAAAGAUUUAUUUUAAUGGGGACCAAAAUUUUUUGGGGUACUCCAAGUCACUAUGUGGUUUACAAAUGUCAAGAGCAAAUACUAAACUUGAGACAUCGCUCACUUCACACGUUUAGUAGAAACGUGGGAAAGGUUCAUCUAGUCGAUAUUCGAUCAAGGUGAAGCAUCACGUCUGCAUCAUUGGUGCUUCGGUGGAGCAAACC
Molecule: messenger RNA, 1085 nt
Organism: Truncatella angustata
Lineage: Eukaryota; Fungi; Ascomycota; Sordariomycetes; Amphisphaeriales; Sporocadaceae
Exons: 2
Coding region: 321-998 (225 amino acids)
Source: RefSeq, a predicted model, not a curated record